Molecule: messenger RNA, 1046 nt
Organism: Theobroma cacao (cacao)
Lineage: Eukaryota; Viridiplantae; Streptophyta; Magnoliopsida; Malvales; Malvaceae
Gene: TIC20-V
Product: TIC 20-v-like protein
Source: RefSeq, a predicted model, not a curated record
UUCAGGGAGGUAGAUAUUCUUUGCUCAACUAUAACGCAAUAGCAGCGAUAGCCAAGGCCUUUUCAUAUCCUUUCCUCCCCUCUUCUCCUCUCUUUUUCCCUCUGUGCUCUAAGCUUCGGCAAGAUCUCCACUUUACAUCCAAAACAACCCAAAGAUCUUCGAAAGCAGGAUGCUUUUAUUCAAUCCUCUCUCUUCACCACCAACUCCUCUAUCCUUAUCACAGAAAACCCAUUACUCCACUUCAAUUUCAUCUCUCAAAAAGCAUCCAUCUUUUUUCACCAUAACAAACUUUCCCAACCAAAAAAAUAACCCAACAAGAAGAAAACUUUUCAUAGCCCAAGCUAAAGGUGAUGACUCAGCUGAUGGCCCUGACAGGCUAAUUUCAGCAAUAUGUUAUUUUUAUCCCUUCUUUGAUGGCGUACAGUAUGGCAAGUACGUUAUAACACAGUUCACUCCAAUUCAAGUGCUUAUACAACCACUCUUCCCAGCUAUAAAAGUGUUCAAAAGCUUUCCUUUGAAUGGGUUUUUAGUGUUUUUGACUUUGUACUUUGUGGUUGUUAGGAAUCCGAAGUUUAGUAGGUAUGUGAGGUUUAACACUAUGCAGGCUAUCGUGCUUGAUGUUUUGUUGAUUUUUCCUGAUCUCCUGGAGAGGACUUUCAAUCCAAGAGAUGGGUUGGGUUUGGAUUUGGUGAUGAGCCUGGAUAGCACUGUGUUUUUGUUCCUUUUGGUUUGUUUGAUUUAUGGUUCCUCUUCUUGCUUGUUCGGGCAGUUGCCAAGAUUGCCAAUUGUCGCUGAAGCUGCUGAUAGGCAAGUUCUUUGAUGGCCUUUUCUGAUUCUGCUAAUCAAUUGUUGUUUAGACCGAGAUUUAAGUGUUAGAAAAUUUGGCAUCUCGAUUUUCUUGGCCAAAAGAGAAGGAAAGAUAUGCAUUAGAUGCUGUCAUUAUUGUUAAAUAAACAAAAAAAUUAUGAAAUUCAGUCAAUGAUUGUUGGUUUUCUUUACUCUUCAUACAUUUGAUGGCUGGUAUUAAUGUUUGAUAAGAUUAUUCA